This is a messenger RNA of Habropoda laboriosa, 882 nucleotides long. Its product is annotated as cuticle protein 21.3-like. The record is from RefSeq and is a predicted model, not a curated record. Lineage: Eukaryota; Metazoa; Arthropoda; Insecta; Hymenoptera; Apidae. The transcript is spliced from 2 exons. Bases 16 to 882 code for a protein of 288 amino acids.
CACUCAAAAACUAAAAUGGCAUUCAAGUUUGUAGUACUCGCAGCCCUCCUGGCAGUUGUCAGUGCCGGUGGUCCAGCUGUCUACGAUAUCGCUGCUUCCUCCGGGGACCACAGUAGCAUUGGUUUCAGCCAGGAGUCCACGCAGAAGGGCUUGGGUGGCCAAAACGUGAUCUCCUCGUACAGCAAAUCUGACGACUCUGCUCACUCCUUCGUCCGUGUCAGCAGCCACAGCGUCAGUAACGACGGUCUCUUGAAAUACGACAUCGCCCAUGCUCCCCUCGUGAAGACUGCCUACACUGCUCCGUCCUACCUCGCCCCAACGGCCACACCCCUCAUCGCGAAGACCUACGCAGCCCCAUACAGCUACAGCGCACCCCUGUUGACCAAGACAUACGAUGCCGCUCCAUCUUACACAUACGGCGCACCUCUUCUGACCAAGGCCUAUGCCGCUCCAACUCCUCUGAUCGCCAAGGCUGCAGUUGCUGCACCAGCUCCUCUUCUGGCUAAGGCGUACGCUUCUCCAAUCGCUGCUGCUCCUUUGUACGCCAAAUCCUACUCCACUCCCCUCUUGUCAGCUGCUCCAGCUCCUCUGCUAGCCAAGACCUACGAAUACGCCGCACACGCUCCAGUCAUCGCCAAGAGUGCUCUGUUAGCUCCAGCUCACGGAUACGCUGCCUCCCUUGCCCCAGCUCAUGGAUACGCCGCCUCCCUCGCGCCAGCUCCUCUCUUGACCAAGACCUACACCUCAGCUCCCCUCGUCGCCAAAGUCGCUCACGAAUACGUUCAAGAGCCUCAGCUGAUCACCAAGGCCUACGGUUACGAAGCAGCUUCCCCUGACGUGCACACCGUCUUCAACGGUCUUGGUACCAGCUACUCUUGGUAA